UGUCACGUAGUUAUCGCGUACGGCUAAUAUGUUUUUAAUUUUAUGCGUGUGUUGUUUCAACUGACUCGCGGUAACUCGUCUGGAGCUGUCAGAAUAAAAGCGGAGACUGUUCAUCGCAGGGAAAUACACUCCGGCUUAGGUUGUACUUUCUUCGGUGUUUUGGAAUUCGGACAGCACCUGAAUGCAACACAAAAACUAACCGUUGUUUUUAUUUUUUAUUUUUUUUAUUUCAACGCUUAAUACAAUUUCAAACAAAACACACACACACAACGGCCACAAUUUAACAUUAUCAACCGUCCUGUUUUAUGAACGUUUAUCAAAAAAUUAAACACUUUUUUUCGUUGCGUCGCUAACUUUUUUCGCGCAUGCGCCGUGUCAGUUGAGUUGAACAGCGGGCACGAUGGCUGCGGACAGUGCCUUGCUGCUGUCUCUGGUGGAGGAAUAUGUCUCGGGACUGCAGGACAGCAAGGCCAAAGACACAGCAAGAGGUGUCAAAGAUGGACAGUUUACAGUACUGCAGUUAGUGGAAGCACUGGGAUUAAGUCUGACCAGCUCUCAGACUCACACUCGAGCCAGAGGAGUCCAGCUUCUCUCCGAGGUUUUGCACGAGUGCUACGGAGGUCUCACCGAGAGAGAAGUGGAAGUGCUCAUCGCCUUCUAUGAAAACCGUCUAAAGGACCAUCACGCCAUCAUUCCGCCUGUGUUACAGGGACUCAGAGCCCUGACAAAAUGUACGGCGUUGCCUCCUGGCUCAGCUGUCUCCAUGCUGAGGUCUUUGUUCCAGGAUGUUCAUGUUCAGUCUUUGAUGCUGGCGGAGAGAGCUUGCGUCUACAACAUGCUCAUCAACCUCAUGGAGACCAGAGAAGCCGAACUGAAGGGUUUGGGAGCAGACUUUGUGUUCGGUUUUGUCCAAUCAAUGGACGGAGAGCGGGAUCCUCGCAACCUCCUGUUAGCCUUCCAGGUCGCCAAGACCAUCAUCCGCCGAGGCUAUGAUCUAGGUAAAUUCACAGAGGAGCUGUUUGAGGUGACGUCCUGCUAUUUCCCCAUCGACUUCACCCCCCCUCCCAAUGACCCCCAUGGCAUCACCAAAGAGGAGCUCAUCCAGAUGCUGAGGGACGUCCUCACUGGGACGCCACUGUUUGCUGAGUUUCUGUUGCCUCUCAUCAUCGAAAAGCUGGACUCAGACGUUCAGAGCUCCAAGCUGGACUCGCUGCAGACUCUGACUGCUUGCUUGUCACAAUACGAACAUAAGGAUUUGGCAGAGUUCCUCGAGGGACUGUGGGCUUCGCUGCGCAGAGAGGUGUUUCAGACAACCAGCGAGAAGAUCGAGUCUGCCGGCCUCGCUGCUCUCACCGCUCUCACUUCCUGUCUGUCUCGCUCGGUCCUCAACUCUGACUCUGAAGACUCCCUCUGCACAUUCAUCAACCUCGUUCUCGAAGACUGCAAACAUCACCUCAGCGAGCCGGAUCUGAAGCUCGUGUGGCCCAGCGCCAAGCUGCUUCAGGCCGCCUGCAGCGGCUCCAGCCGGGCGAGCCACCUCGUAACAGCCGCCGUCAUGCCGUCUCUCGUCGAGCAGUACAACAACAGGACGCAGUGCGCCCACAGACGAACUUUACUGGAGGUGGUGCAGCGAUUCAUCCAGGCAGUAAAAGCCUCUCCGUCUACAGACAAUGAAGAGAGCGCAUUUCUCGCCUUCCGCCCGUCUCUGUGCAGCAUGGUGUUCUCAGCUCUGACGGAGAAUAACGACAGCCUGCAGAUCACGGCCACCUCUGUGCUCACCUCACUUGCACAGCAGACAGGUCUGCUGCUCGACUCCGACAUUGAGCUGGCUGUAGAUCACCUGACCAGACUGUUGCUGAUGGAGGAGGACGACAGAGUCAGCCUUGCUGUUGUGCAGUGUGUCGGAGCCUUAGCAGCGUUGCAUCCAGCAGCCUUUAUCACUAAACUGAUCCCGAGACUAAAGAAUGAGAUGUUUUCAGAGCCCAUGAAACAAGACGACGACAACGACAACAAAGCUUCAGAGCAGCAGUCCCAUCAUGCAGUGCGCCAGCGGUGUCUGUCUGCUCUGGCUGCGAUGUCCACCCAAUCCAGUGUUGUCCAGGAGAGCACGCCCGUCCUCUUAGAGGUCCUCAGCUCAGCACACACAGGUAGCGUUGAUUUCUCAGUGGAGGAGGUGGUGUUGGCGUGUCGCAGCCUCCAGAGAAUAGCAGAGCAGGUUCAGGACACCGAGGAGACGGGUCGAUGCUUCCACGAAAUCAUCAUCCCGCGACUGCUGUCUCUGGCUCUGCAGGCAGCGCUGCAGGACGAGUCAUCUGAUCGAUAUAGCCCUCUUGUGGAGGAGGUGGUCCUGUCCGCCAUCGUCCCUGUCAUCAGUACUUCCUGCUCCAGGCUACAGCCCACGUUGGCAGGACAGACGGCGUCGAGGGCUGUAUCGCUCUUCCUGGAUGGUGACGUUUCUUUUUUACCUGACAACUCUUUCCCCUCACACAUCCAGCUGCUCAAGAAGCAGCAGGGGGAAUCAUGGAGCCAGUCCCAGAUGGUUUGUCUGCUCAUGGGAUGUGUGUGCUCGUUACCUCGCAGCGUGGAGGUGCCUCGGAUGGAUCACCUGCUGUCACAGCUGGAGGAGAUGAGCUGCACCUGCAGCCACCCACUGUCGUACACCUCAGCGGCAAAGUGCUUCGCCGGCCUGGUUAAUAAGAGAGCGCAGGGGGAUUCUCUUGAUGGCCUCAUUCAGAACACGAUGAAGAGAGUUUGUAGUGAGCUCGACUCUGCGUCUUCGUCUGUACGCACUCAGGCUUUCACCCUCAUGAUCUGGGUUGCCAAGGCUCUGCUUCACCGAUACCACCCUCUGUCUACAGCACUGACCGACAAGCUCUUCUCUCUGCUCGAUGAUGCUGAGCUGGGUCCAAUGGCGGCAGACAGCUUCUCGCUGCUCAUGAGCGACUCCGUCGACGUCCUGAACCGCGCCUGCCACGCCGACAUUCGCAUCAUGUACCGCCAGAGAUUCUUCAGCGAGAAUUCGGCCAAGUUGGUCCAGGGCUUCAACAAUGCGCCGCAAGAGAAGAAGCCCAACUACCUGAAGGCUCUGUCUAACAUCGUCAACAAACUGCCAAAGCAGGUUCAAGUCACUGAACUACCAGCGCUCCUGUCUCUGCUGCUGGAGGCCUUGUCGUGUCCUGACCAGGCCGUCCAGCUGUCCACCCUGUCCUGUCUGCAGCCCGUCCUCAUCGACCCACCGUCGGCGCUCAUACUGCAGCUAGAAGCUUUGGUCAGCAGGCUGCUAGCCCUCACCUCUAGUCCUGCAAUGAAUGUAAGGAUCGCUUCAUUGUGCUGCAUCCAUGCUGUUUCCCACUUCCCCGUGCAUGAGGUGUUGCCGUUUCGGGCGCGAGUGCUGCGAGCUCUGGCUCGACCUCUGGACGACAAGAAGAGGAUGGUAAGAAGCGAGGCGGUUCGGGCAAGAGCAGAGUGGUUCCUGUUAGGAAGUCCUGGAGGGAGGUGAUUUUGCCCCGCCGACACAACCACUUCUUCAUCUGGACAAAUACAGAUGUGAGAACUCCAGAACCAGGUACCAAGGAUCAGAGCUGUGCAGCCAACACAACAGCCUCUCCUUCCUUGGUUAAAGUCUCCACUGCACCCUCCCCACCCUCCCUCUUUUUACUGAAAUGUUGUAACUGUCUGUAACUUCGUGAACGCACAAAUAAGAGUGUAUGGACUGACUGCAGAGCGUUUAAGUUAAAAGAAUGAAAUAAUCAUUUGUUGGUUUAAUAUGUAACACGCCUCAUGUAUGUUGUUGUCUUCCUCUCUACGUAUUGGAGAUUGCAUCGAGGCAUUUUGGUCAAACUUACUUUAAGUCAAGUGAAAUCAAGUCAUAAGAGGCAUAAGUUAUCAUUAAAAAUCUUUAUAUAUUCAUAAUGAGAAGGACAGUAUUUUUGAAUGUUUAGGAUGGUUACUUAAUAAAUGAGGAAGUAUCAGCUGUAGCCUGUCGCUAAAAAUUUUUGAAAGUCUAAUGAAACCUGUUCAGAUAUAUGAAGAAAGUUAAAGAUAAUGUUCUACAAAUUCAGUAUUGAAUGUCAACGCCAAUACGAAGAGAGAAGGCAGCACAAAGUCUAGAAAUGAUGAGUCAGCUCCUGAACUGUGACAGCCGUGUUUUCUACUUGA
Molecule: messenger RNA, 4158 nt
Organism: Larimichthys crocea (large yellow croaker)
Lineage: Eukaryota; Metazoa; Chordata; Actinopteri; Sciaenidae
Gene: mms19
Product: MMS19 homolog, cytosolic iron-sulfur assembly component
Exons: 31
Coding region: 401-3499 (1032 amino acids)
Cellular component (GO): cytosolic [4Fe-4S] assembly targeting complex; MMXD complex
Source: RefSeq, a predicted model, not a curated record